AUGGGGUGUGAAAAAGCUCGCCCGAAAUCGCUAGAUAAGUGAUAAUCGAUAAAGUAUCGACCAUCUCGCCGUCUCAUUUGGCUUCCUUUUCUCAUGCCUCAUGUCGAUUCUUGUCCGCUCCAGUACGGUUUCCUACCGUAAUCGGCCUAGUUUACAUUUGGUGCCGCAAACCUCGGCUUCUACGUCACGCUACAGUGAGAAUGUCUGUGAUUUUCAUUGGGAAAAAUUGAAAAUUUUUUUCUUUCUCAUGGAAUUUUCCAUUUUGAGGCCAUAGAAAUCGAGCCGGCAGAUGGGGACACUCGUUCGCUUAUGGACGUCGACGUUGAGGCGGGCAUCACGUCGUCUAGGUGAGAAAAUGAACUUUGCGCGUGAAAUUGCGUGUGUUGUGCAUACACCAGCUCUUGCACACUGCGUAUACUUUUUCACGCGCAAAAGAGUUUUCUUCCCUUUUUUUCAUUAAUUUUAACGGAUUUGAAGUUUUUUCUUUUCAAGAUGUCACCUAAUGCACAAUUUCGAGGAGGAGCGGCCCGUCUCCCUAGUUGCCUCAAUAAAAGAAAGCGCAAAAAGCUCCACUCGCAGGGCGUAAGUUCCAUUUUUUUUUCGUUCAAAAAUUGAUUUUUUUUUUUCAGUCGCCACUACUUAUCCUACAUUACCUCACCAUUGUCAAAGAUACUUAGCAGUAUGAAAUUGUUGAUUUUGAUCGCUAUUUAUUCCGUCCUAGGCGCUUAUUUAUUCAUGUAUCUCGAGGUAUAUUUAUAAUUUAAAAAAGACAAAAAAGAAUAUUUGAAGGUUCCGACUGAUCUCAAAAGCAAAGAAGAUGAUCUGAUAACGUGGAAGGUUGCGCGGGAGAAUUUAAUUUUGAAGUAAGUGUUUUUAGAUUCAAUUUGAAGAUAAAUUGAGGGAUUUUCGUGUUUUUUAUUGCUUUUAUUGCUCAAUGCAAUUUAUCACAGUUUUUGUUCAUUUUCAGUCUCCGUGCCAUUUACUUUGACAAUCGUGAAGACCGGGAAGAAAGAUGGAAAGACGCCAUUUUGCAAUUCGAGUCCGCCCAUAAUAUCGAAGAGCCCUCCGUUGAGUCGGCCUGGACCUUUUGGAUGUCUUUCCUUUACGCCGGCACGAUUUAUACUACUAUUGGUGAGAUAAUUGAUUAGAACUGAAUUUUAAGCUUUAAAACAGUUAUUGUAGAUUCAGUUCUAAUAAAAGAGGUCAUUUUACUUUUUGAUUGGAAUUUUCCUGAAAAUUGGUCAGAAUACUCCUUGAUUCAUCAGAAAAUAUUCCUGAAAGGAUUAACCACCACAAUUUUCUGAUUCUUGAGAAAAAGCCAAAAAUCACGAAGUUUCUUAAAAUCGUUCAUUUAUGGACCUCAUUUUUAUGUGUUUCAUGAAAUUUUGUGAGAUAUUGAUCAAUAUUAUCAAUUUCCUGGCCUUUAUUUAAAAGUUUUUCAUGGAAUUUUCGGAAAUUUUGCAUUGAAAAAAUUGAUUUAAAGAACAUUAUUUUACUGUUUCAUGGAAUUUUCGGGAAGGUUAGAACGAAAAUAUCGACUUUUCGAAUCUUGUUUGAACGUCUUUUAGUGAAUUUUAGGAGAUUUCGGAUUAAAAAUGUCGAUUUCCUGAGCCUUAUUUUACUGUUUCACGGAAUGUUCAGAAUAUUUAGAUCAAAAAUAUCGAUUUGCUGAAGCUGAGUUUUUAUGUGUUUCAUUGAAUUUUUAAAAAUUUAGAUCAAUAAUAUCGAUUUCCGUAACCCUAUUUUUAACGUGUUAUAUGGAAUUUUUAGGUGGUUUAUUAUCAAAAAAUAUCGAUUUUCAUGAACCUUAUUUCAAUGUGUUUCAUGGAAUUUUCGCAAAGUUUAGAUUAAAAAUAUCGAUUUUCCUGAACCUUAUUUUUAUGUGUUUCAUGGAUUUCUCGAGAAGGUUAUAAUUGAGAAUAUUGAUUUUCUGAAUCUUAUUUUUACUGUUUCAUGGAAUUUUUAGAAGAUUUCGAAAAACCUCAUUUCACUGUUUCACCUUCAUUUUACUGUUUCAAGAGAUUUUCAAAAUGUUUAGAUCGAAAAAUAUAUAUUCGCUGAAGCCUAGUUUUUUUGUGUUUUAUUGAAUAUCCGAAUCAUUUAAAUCAAUAAUAUCGAUACCACUUCAGUAUAUUUUUCAUAGGCUAUGGAAACAUCGCUUGCAAAACUCUGGGCGGACGAAUCGCGACGAUGAUCUACGCGUUCGUGGGUAUCCCGAUAAUGCUCGUCAUGUUGACGUCGUUGAACAAUUUCCUCCUGAAAUGGAUCCGGAUCAUCUCCAAUUUCACCAGCGAUCUGGUUCUGUACAUUGGUGAAUAUUAGGCCUUUCGUUUUCAGUUUGAUGAUUUUUUUGAGAAGUCAUUUUGAAAUGAGUCUAAUCGAAGGUACAGCUACAUUUAGGGUAAAAUAAGAAAAAUACUAGGGAGUCCAGAGGGGUCCCUUUUGGGGCGACGUUAGCGGUUCUAGUCUCCCCUCUAGGGGUCCAAAAUAAUGAAAAUCCUAGGGAGACCAGAGUGGUCCCUUUAGGGUACAUCUCAGCGAUUUUUGAAGGCUCCCUCUAGGGGUUUAAAAUAAUGAAUACUUUAGGGAGUCCAAAGGGGUCCCUUUAGGGACAUCUCAGCGAUUUUUUUGAAGGCUCCCUCUAGGGGUUUAAAAUAAUGAAUACUUUAGGGAGUCCAAAGUGGUUCCUUUAGGGGCCAUCUUAGCGGUUCUAGGCUCCCCUCUAGGGACCAAUGAAGCUUGCAAUGGUGGCCCCCAUAUUGAUUAAUUUUUAAAAGACCCUGUAGGGUUCACUUGGGUUUUAGAAUGUGAGGGGUCAAAUCCUGAAUCCCUAUAGAGGCCACUUAAAUUUCACGCCUAUAAGAAGCACUUUUUGUCUCUCCUAAACCCUAUAGGGGCCACUCUGCUGUUCCCAAGAAAUUCAGGUUCAAUAUUGAACUUUUAUGGUUCUCAAGCUUAAGCUCCGCCCCUAAUGACGCGAUGAACCAAUUAGAGAGCGAGCCAUCCAAAGAGCCUUCUCCAAUGACGACAUUUUACUUGGCAUUCAAAAUCUGAAUAAACAAAUAAUUGAUUUUUUCCACGGAAUUUGCGAUCUCUAUCUUGAAUAUAGUUGUUUUCAUAUCCAUAUAUUAUAUUUUCAUGACUCUUGACUUUUCAAAUGUACGUUUUCAGGUGUUAAAAGCGGUUUCGUAACUCUACAGCAAGGGUCCAAAGAGAGGUUACGCUACCAGAUUAUUUGCCGGAAGUUACACCGGGCGGGGCUCAUCAAGAGCUUCUCGAUCAGUGCCUUGGUAAGGGAUUGGGUGUACUGGGAAAAGCUGAAGUGGGUCCUGAAGGGAUUUUAGAGGUUUUGGGGGACCUUUAGGGGGCGCAGAAGGGCAGGACCCACUGGCACCUCCGUAGGGUGGUUCUUUUCCCUACAGGGCCCACUUAUACCCCGUAGAAUGUUCUUUUCCCUAUAGGGCCCACUUAGACCUCCGUAGGGUGGUUCUUUUCCCUAUAGGGCCCACUUAGACCUCCGUAGGGUGGUUCUUUUUUCUACAUUACCCACUUAGGAGUUCUUUUCUCUACAAGAACAACUGAUACCUCUUUAGGAGUUUCUUUUCUCUAUAGGGCCCACUUAGACCUCCGUAAGGUGGUUCUUACCCCCCUCCACAGGACCCAUUUAUACCUUUGUACAAGGAUUGUAUUCCCUACAGGACCCAAUUGUACCUCUUUAGAGUGGCUCCUCUUCCUACAGGACCCAUCUAUACCUCCGUAGGGGGUUCUUUUCCCAACAGGACCCACCCAUACCUCCUUAGGGGGUUCUUUUUUCUACAGUACCCACUUAGGGGUUCUUUUCCCUACAAGAACAACUGAUACCUCUGUAGGCGGGUUUAUUCCCCUACAAGACCCACUACGCUUCCGUGGGUUCGUUCUUAUUCCUUUUUGGGCCCACUUAUGCCUCUGUAAAGGGGUUAUUUUCCCUCCAGGGCCCACUUAGACAUCUGUAAAGGCCCACAGGCCCCACUCAAGCUUUUCCCAGAAACUCACUACUUCUGAUAGUUUGAAAACUCCGAGAAAAGACUAGAAAUUAAUUAUUGAAGUUCAAUUUUUCCAGACUCCGAUAGACGACAAGAAAUCGCCUAAUUUUGAAGAGCCCCAUGAAGCUGAGCCACCGCCGGAUCCUCCGAUCUUAUCAACCCUUUUCAGUUUUUAAAAAAUUCAAUUUAAUGACCAUCGAUUUUUUCCAGUCACUGUCGGCUGGAUAAUGCUGUCGGCGGCGGUGUUUUGCCUCUUCGAAAGCUGGGAUUAUUUCACUAGCUUUUAUUUUUGCUUCAUCUCUUUGAGUACUAUCGGUGGGCUUCUGAUUGAUUUUUGGGGCUUUUUUUUGAGAUUUAGACCUUGAAAAAUUGUGAUUUUCAAAGUCACUUUGUGGUUGGGAAGUUCCUGGAACACGGCCAGAAAAAAAUUCUAGACGAUUCUUGAAAAGGGCUCAAAGUCUCAAUAUAACUGUUUUUAGCCUCGAUUAAGGGCUCAAAGUCUCAAAAUAACCCAUUCUAGCCUCGAAUAAUGGCUCAAAGUCUCUAUAAACCCUUUUUAGCCUCGAAUAAUGGCUCAAAUUUUCAAUAUAACCUUUUUAGCCUUGUAAAAGGGCUCAAAGUCUCAAAUUAACUUUUUUUUAGUCUCGAAUAAGGGCUCAAAAGUCUCAAUAUAACCCUUUUUAGCCUCGAAUAAGGGUUCAAAUUUUCAAUAUAUCCUUUUUUAGCCUCGAAUAAGGGCUCAAAGUCUCAAAAUAGCCUCUUUUAGCAACGAAUAAGGGCUCAAGCUCUCAAUAUAACCUUUUUGGCCCCGAAUAAGGGUUCAAAUUUUCAAUAUAUCUUUUUUUAGCCUCGAAUAAGGGCUCAAAGUCUCAAAAUAGCCUCUUUUAGCAACGAAUAAGGGCUCAAGCUCUCAAUAUAACCUUUUUGGCCCCGAAUAAGGGUUCAAAUUUUCAAUAUAUCCUUUUUUAGCCUCGAAUAAGGGCUCAAAGUCUCAAAAUAGCCUCUUUUAGCAACGAAUAAGGGCUCAAGCUCUCAAUAUAACCUUUUUGGCCCCGAAUAAGGGUUCAAAUUUUCAAUAUAUCUUUUUUUAGCCUCGAAUAAGGGCUCAAAGUCUCAAAAUAGCCUCUUUUAGCAACGAAUAAGGGCUCAAGCUCUCAAUAUAACCUUUUUGGCCCCGAAUAAGGGCUCAAGGUCUCAAUAUUACCGUUUUUAGCCUCGAAUAAUGGCUCAAUUUCUAAAUAUAUUCUUUUUAGCCUCGAAUAAUGGCUCAAGGUCUCAGUAUAGCCUCGAAUAAGGGCCCAAAGCCUCAAUAUAACCCUUUUUAUCCUUGAAUAAUGGCUCAAGGUUUCAAAAGAACCUUUUCUGGCCUUGAAUAAUGGCUCAAAAUCUCUUUUUUAGCCACGAAUAAUGGCUCAAAAACUGAAUAGAACCCAUUUUAAGGAAUUUUGGGGUUUUCUUUGACCCUGAGGUGUCCUUUUUCAAGAAAUAGGAAUUUUCACGGAUUUAGACUCUCAGAAGUCUUCUGAAUAAUUUUUGAGAAAAUAAGGAAAUGACCCUCAUUUUUGGCCCCAAAACUGAUAUUGGUCGAACUUUUAGGCCUCGGCGAUGUGACCCCGGAUAACCCUCAAUACAUGAUCGCCACAUUUGGCGUGGUGAUCGUCGGAUUGUCCAUGUUGACCGUCUGUAUCGACGUCGUCAAGGAGAAGCUCGCCUUGAUGUACAUGGCCCUUCUGGAGAAGCUCCUCAAUGUUCGUUUUCUACGGGAUUUUUUCUUGAAAAAUUUUUUUUCCUAUUCUAAAGUAAAGUUUGAUUGGAAGCAGAGGUGGGAGGCUUUUUUCGAUAUGACUUAUUAGAAAUUUUCCUUGAUAUAUCAUUUAUUUUUCACAGUCCAAUCGUCUGCCCCCCUAAACAGUGGAAAAAAAUAACACCUGAACAGAAAAAAAUACAUAACUGGCAUCUUUUAAAAAUUUAAAAAUGGAUAUAUUAUUUUUACUGAGUUAGUGUUCCGCACAAAAUAAGAUUUUUCAAAUUUUGCAAUUUAAAAAAAUUUAGCUCCGCCCAUUUCUCAUUGCAUUUUGUAGCGAAAAAUUUCAUGAAUUCCUGAUUUUUUUCCUUUUCAAAUUUCUCUUCAAAUUAAAAAUAUGCUUUUUUUCUUCAAAUCUUGUGUUUUUCAUGUUUGAAAGGUUUAAUUUGAUUUUUAACCAUGAAUAUAGUACCACUGGUUUGAAAAAAAAAAACGAUUUUUUGAAGCAAUUUAUCAAUUUCCAAGUGAGGAAGUUUCAUUUCAAAAGUGAGAAAAAGAGCAGAAUUUUUUGAUAAUCGAGCUUUUUCUCAGUAUUUUCUGUCAUUUUCCAGGAUUACAUGGAAGCCGUCAGUUCUGGAGACCCUAAUGCGACGUCGGAAAUGAUGUCCGGAUUCCAGGACAAGGCCAAGUUUCUCAUGCCCCUCAUUAGGUCCCCAUUUCCCCACAUCUUUCGAUCAAUAUUGAUCCAAUUUUCAGCAAGGAGCAAGGGGCCAAAGUCAUGAACAAGUUCAAGGAAGACUGCACGAAAAAGGUCAAUUUUUCUAGAUUUUUCGAAGUGAUCAAUAAAGGGAUAUUUUCCAGGGAAUCGACCCUCCCCCUGUCCUCACCAAUAUCAACCCAGAAACCGGGAUGCCGGCCUUUGCGACCGCCGAAAAAGACGAAUUCAGGGAUUACAUCGAAGUGGUUCGUUUUGGUGUGCUUAGGAACCCCAGAGUGGUCCCUAUAGGGGCCCAAAAGUGGUCCCUAUAGGGGUAAAAUCAAGGUGGUCUCUAUAGGUUUAGGAUCUGACUACUUAGCCCUUGAAGCUUGAAUGGUCCCUACAGGGAUUUAAGGGAAAAACGGCCUCUAGAGGGGCCGAAAAGUGGUCCCUAUAGGGGUGAAGUCAAGGGCUCUCUCGAAAGGUUUAGGAUCUGACUACUUAGCCCCUGAAGCUUGAGUGGUCCCUACAGGGUUUAGGGGAAAAAACAGUUUCUAGAGGGGCCGAAAAGUGGUCCAUAUAGGGGUGAAAUCAAGAUGGUCUCUAAAGGUUUAGGAUCUGACUACUUAGCCCUUGAAGCUUGAAUGGUCCCUACAGGGAUUUAAGGGAAAAACGGCCUCUAGAGGGGCCGAAAAGUGGUCCCUAUAGGGGUGAAGUCAAGGGCUCUCUCGAAAGGUUUAGGAUCUGACUACUUAGCCCUUGAAGCUUGAAUGGUCCCUACAGGGAUUUAAGGGAAAAACGGCCUCUAGAGGGGCCGAAAAGUGGUCCCUAUAGGGGUGAAAAUCAAGGUGGUCUCUCGAAAGGUUUAGGAUCUGACUACUUAGCCCUUGAAGCUUGAAUGGUCCCUACAGGGAUUUAAGGGAAAAACGGCCUCUAGAGGGGCCGAAAAGUGGUCCCUAUAGGGGUGAAGUCAAGGGCUCUCUCGAAAGGUUUAGGAUCUGACUACUUAGCCCCUGAAGCUUGAGUGGUCCCUACAGGGUUUAGGGGAAAAAACAGUUUCUAGAGGGGCCGAAAAGUGGUCCAUAUAGGGGUGAAAUCAAGAUGGUCUCUAUAGGUUUAGGAUCUGACUACUUAGCCCUUGAAGCUUGAAUGGUCCCUACAGGGAUUUAAGGGAAAAACGGCCUCUAGAGGGGCCGAAAAGUGGUCCCUAUAGGGGUGAAAGUCAAGGUGGCUCUCUGAAAGGUUUAGGAUCUGACUACUUAGCCCUUGAAGCUUGAAUGGUCCCUACAGGGAUUUAAGGGAAAAAAACGGCCUCUAGAGGGGCCGAAAAGUGGUCCCUAUAGGGGUGAAGUCAAGGGCUCUCUCGAAAGGUUUUAGGAUCUGACUACUUAGCCCCUGAAGCUUGAGUGGUCCCUACAGGGUUUAGGGGAAAAACAGUUUCUAGAGGGGCCGAAAAAGUGGUCCAUAUAGGGGUGAAAUCAAGAUGGUCUCUAAAGGUUUAGGAUCUGACUACUUAGCCCUUGAAGCUUGAAUGGUCCCUACAGGGUUUAGGGGAAAAAACAGUUUCUAGAGGGGCCGAAAAGUGGUCCAUAUAGGGGUGAAAUCAAGAUGGUCUCUAUAGGUUUAGGAUCUGACUACUUAGACCCUUGAAGCUUGAAUGGUCCCUACAGGGAUUUAAGGGAAAAACGGCCUCUAGAGGGGCCGAAAAGUGGUCCCUAUAGGGGUAAAAUCAAGGUGGUCUCUAUAGGUUUAGGAUCUGACUACUUAGCCCUGAAGCUUGAAUGGUCCCUACAGGUUUAGGGGAAAAACAGUUUCUAGAGGGGCCGAAAAGUGGUCCAUAUAGGGGUGAAAUCAAGAUGGUCUCUAGGUUUAGGAUCUGACUACUUAGACCUUGAAGCUUGAGAUGGUCCCUACAGGGAUUUAGGGAAAAACGGCCUCUAGAGGGGCCGAAAAGUGAGUCCCCUAUAGGGGUAAAAUCAAGGUGGUCUCUAUAGGUUUAGGAUCUGACUACUUAGCCCUUGAAGCUUGAAUGGUCCCUACAGGGAUUUAAGGGAAAAACGGCCUCUAGAGGGGCCGAAAAGUGGUCCCUAUAGGGGUAAAAUCAAGGUGGUCUCUAUAGGUUUAGGAUCUGACUACUUAGACCUUGAAGCUUGAAUGGUCCCUACAGGGAUUUAAGGGAAAAACGGCCUCUAGAGGGGCCGAAAAAGUGGUCCCUAUAGGGGUAAAAAUCAAGGUGGUCUCUAUAGGUUUAGGGAUCUGACUACUUAGCCCCUUGAAGCUUGAAUGGUCCCUACAGGGAUUUAAGGGAAAAACAGCCUCUAGAGGGGCCGAAAAGUGGUCCCAUAUAGGGGUGAAAUCAAGAUGGUCUCUAUAGGUUUAGGGAUCUGACUACAUAGCCCUUGGAAGCUUGAAUGGUCCCUACAGGGAUUUAAGGGAAAAACGGCCUCUAGAGGGGGCCGAAAAGUGGUCCCUAUAGGGGUAAAAAUCAAGGUGGUCUCUAUAGGUUUAGGAUCUGACUACUUAGCCCUUGAAGCUUGAAUGGUCCCUACAGGAUUUAAGGGAAAAACGGCCUCUAGAGGGGCCGAAAAGUGGUCCCUAUAGGGGGUGAAGUCAAGGGCUCUCUCGAAAGGUUUAGGAUCUGACUACUUAGCCCCUGAAGCUUGAGUGGUCCCUACAGGGUUUAGGGGAAAAAAACAGUUUCUAGAGGGGCCGAAAAAAGUGGUCCAUAUGGGGGUGAAAUCAAGAUGGUCUCUAUAGGUUUAGGAUCUGACUACUUAGCCCUUGAAGCUUGAAUGGUCCCUACAGGGUUUAGGGGAAAAAACAGUUUCUAGAGGGGCCGAAAAGUGGUCCAUAUAGGGGUGAAAUCAAGAUGGUCUCUAUAGGUUUAGGAUCUGACUACUUAGACCCUUGAAGCUUGAAUGGUCCCUACAGGGAUUUUAAGGGAAAAACGGCCUCUAGAGGGGCCGAAAAAGUGAGUCCCUAUAGGGGUGAAGUCAAGGGCUCUCUCGAAAGGUUUAGGAUCUGACUACUUAGCCCCUGAAGCUUGAGUGGUCCCUACAGGGUUUAGGGGAAAAACAGUUUCUAGAGGGGCCGAAAAAGUGGUCCAUAUAGGGGUGAAAAUCAAGAUGGUCUCUAUAGGUUUAGGAUCUGACUACUUAGCCCUUGAAGCUUGAAUGGUCCCUACAGGGAUUUAAGGGAAAAAAACGGCCUCUAGAGGGGCCGAAAAAGUGGUCCCUAUAGGGGUGAAGUCAAGGGCUCUCUCGAAAGGUUUAGGAUCUGACUACUUAGCCCCUGAAGCUUGAGUGGUCCCUACAGGGUUUAGGGGAAAAAACAGUUUCUAGAGGGGCCGAAAAGUGGUCCCUAUAGGGGUGAAGUCAAGGGCUCUCUCGAAAGGUUUAGGAUCUGACUACUUAGCCCCUGAAGCUUGAGUGGUCCCUACAGGGUUUAGGGGAAAAAACAGUUUCUAGAGGGGCCGAAAAGUGGUCCAUAUAGGGGUGAAAUCAAGAUGGUCUCUAUAGGUUUAGGAUCUGACUACUUAGCCCUUGAAGCUUGAAUGGUCCCUACAGGGAUUUAAGGGAAAAACGGCCUCUAGAGGGGCCGAAAAGUGGUCCCUAUAGGGGUGAAGUCAAGGGCUCUCUCGAAAGGUUUAGGAUCUGACUACUUAGCCCCUGAAGCUUGAGUGGUCCCUACAGGGUUUAGGGGAAAAAACAGUUUCUAGAGGGGCCGAAAAGUGGUCCAUAUAGGGGUGAAAAUCAAGAUGGUCUCUAAAGGUUUAGGAUCUGACUACUUAGCCCUUGAAGCUUGAAUGGUCCCUACAGGGAUUUAAGGGAAAAAAACGGCCUCUAGAGGGGCCGAAAAAGUGGUCCCUAUAGGGGGUGAAGUCAAGGGCUCUCUCGAAAGGUUUAGGAUCUGACUACUUAGCCCCUGAAGCUUGAGUGGUCCCUACAGGGUUUAGGGGAAAAAACAGUUUCUAGAGGGGCCGAAAAGUGGUCCAUAUAGGGGUGAAAUCAAGAUGGUCUCUAUAGGUUUAGGAUCUGACUACUUAGCCCUUGAAGCUUGAAUGGUCCCCAUAGGGGUGAAAUCAUAGGCUCUCUAGAGAGGCUUAGGGUCCGAUCCGGAAGCUCCUAAAGCUCAAGUGGUCCCUAGAGGAAGGUGAAGUGGUCCCUACAGUGGAACCUUUUAAGGACCCCUAAGUUUACCCAAAUUGGGGCCACUUUUGCAAGCUUAUGUGGGCUCUAUAGGAGGAGGUCCCAAGAGGGAAACCUUCAAAUAUUCAUAAGGUUGCCCCUAUAGGGACCGCUCUUGAAUUUCUGAGGGAGCCAUCACUUUAGGCGAUUUAAGGAGAAAUGCAAAAAUUUGCGAGGAUUUUUUCAUCCCUAGCAAGGUAAAGUUUAAAACAAAGAUUUUUAUUCAAAAUUUUUAACUAGCUUGAUUGUAGUUUUUGGUAGCUUCUAAGUCCCAAUUUUUAUUGAAAUUAAUUUGUUUCCCUCUCUGCACUUAUGUUCCUUGGUCAAGAUUUUAUUAUUAUUAUUUUUGAAACGUAUAUCAACAGACUAUGACUAACGUAAUAGCUGUUCGAAUAUCCGAUGAAGGCCGAUGAGAAGAAUGAGAGACGGAGUGUGACCCCGGAACCGGUGAAACGGCCGGUCAUGAUCACCAAAACCACUUUGACCGAUUUCGAGGUUUUUCGAGGUGGUUAUUCCUGAAAUUUUACAUGUUUCAAGGAACCCCCGCCGUCACCCAGGAAGCCUUCCGUGUCGAUUGGAGAAACACAGGUGAGAAAUAAGAUUCUUUGAAGGGGGGUUUACCGCGGCUCUACCGAUUUUAUUCCUCGGGAGAUAAUUUUGAAGCCCCGGGGAAAUAUAAAAAAAUUAUAGAGAUUCGAAAAAUUCUUAAAAUUUUUGAUCUUUAUGAUCUUCAAAUGUACAUUUUUACAGUUAUGAGUCGCAAAUUUUCAGAAUUUGCUUUUUCAAUCUUACUAACCCCCCAAAAAAUUAUAUAAGUUUGAAAAAUUCUCAAAAAUUUGAUCUUUAUGAUCUCCAAAUGCACAUGUUUUUACGUUAUGAGUCGCAAAUUUUCAGGAAUUUUUAAAAAAUCUCGCUAGGAAACUUUUUGACUUUCCCCGCUUGAAUUUUUUUGAUGAAAACUUUGCUGAAGUGUAGUUUAGGCAAGUUAUAAAAGAAGUUUUGAAAAUGAGGUGGGGGAGGGGGAAUUUAAAAAUGGGGGGUUCCAAAUUUCAAAAGAGGGGGGUAACAAAUUUCAAAAAUCGGGAAAGGGGGUUACAAUUUUUCAAAAUGGGGGGCGGGGGUUACAAAUUUCAAAAUGGGGGUAACAAUUUUUCAAAAAGAGGGGGAGGGGGUAAAAAAACGUUUCCCAGUCAGAGUACCUUUUCAAAUGACUUGGAUAAUUUUUUUUUUUUUUUCCUGCAAAAAAAUUGUUUUCAGUUCUAACUGUUCAAUUUUUUUCUAUCUCCCAGACCGUAACCCCGCACGAAAUCGUGGCGAUGUUCUCCUUCUCGACGCAAGCCACGCCUCCAAACUCGCAGCAAGCGAUGCAGACGGACACGGCCGAGUUUUCCGACUCCGGUUUCCAAACGGACGGCUCGGAAAGUUCCGACGAAGGAAUCCAGACUGAUGUGGCUGAGAGCAGUGAUGAGGGCGUUCAGGUAGGGUUUUUAGCGGUAGAGCACUUUUUACUGGGAGAAAUGGCCUUUAAGUUGGAAAAAUUAUUUCAACUGAUCCUUGAGAAGGAAAAUCAGUGAUGAGGGCGUUCAGGUAGGGUUAUUAGCGGUAGGGCACACUUUACUGAGAAAAAUAGCCUUUUAGGCGGGAAAAAAUUAUUUUACCUGUUUCUGAGAACGAAUUUGGCUACUAUGACAGUUAUAUUUCACAUUUUUCAAAAGUAAGAUCCACUUGGGGAUCCAGAGUGGCCCCUAUAGGGUUUCGGGGAAAAACAGCUCUUAUAGGGGACGAAAAAGUGGUCCCUAUAGGUGUUUAGGGUCUGACGCCUUAGCCCCUCAAGCUCAAGGGGCCCCUAUAGGGUUAAGGGGGGAAUAACAGCUCCUAUAGGAGAUAAAAAAGUGGUCCCUAUAGGGGUUUAGGGUCUGAGUCCUCAUCCCCUAAAGCUCGAGUGGUCCCUCUAGGGCUUAAAAGGAAAACAGGUCCCAAAGGGGUCAAAAAUUCGUCCCUAUUGGGCCCUUUUAAUUUUUUAAAAAAGAUUAUUUUGAUCGAUUCAACCUCUGUUGUAUUAUUUUCAUUGGAAUAACGGUAUUUUAUUGAGACUCUCAAAUUUUUUCUCCUUGUUAACUUGGAAAAAUUAAAGUGGCCACUACAGUGGUCGAACUAGUGGACACUUAAGUGGUAAUAGUUCAGUGGCCUCUUUAGGAGUCGAAGCGGUACUAACAGACCCCUAAAAACUACUAUAGUGGUCACUAAGACGCGAAAUGGUGGCUUCUGUAGAGGUGGUUCUAGUGGUCAUUUUAGGGUCCUUUCCAAGUAGUUUUUGGAGAAUCUCUUAAGUAGCCACUUGAAUUUUUUUUAGCAGCGUUUUCAAAGGAGAAAAAAUGAUUAAGAUUUGGAAGGUUUUUGAAAUAAGGAUUUUAGAGUUUGAUAGUGCUUAAAAAUCAGCCUUUUGGGGUUUUUUUUCCAGUCCUAACCGUAAUGAUAGUUUUUUCAGCUCUAACGGAUUUUUUGAAAAUAUCAAGGCUCAAUAAUCAGUUUCAUUCCAAUAAUAAGCCUCUAGAAACGAUUCCAAUUCAAUUUUGCAGGUUCGAUUCCUCGGCUCGGACAUUUCAAUCCAAUUCGACACCCCAGACGUUCCGGAAGUCCCCAAAGAGACGUUAUCCCAGGCCGUCCAGUGCACCUAUGUGUACGUUGGAGCGAACUUUCCUGGAGGAUCUGAUUUUUAAGGCAAAAGACGGCUGGCAUCCAGCCGGAAGUCUCUUCGAUCUACUUUGCUGACGACAUUGAAACUGACAGCCUGAUUUCGGAAGAAAGCGAAGAGAGCGAAGAUUUCUUGGACAUCGAAGAGGAAGAAGAAGAGGUACAGCUUGUGAAAAAAAAUCGAUUGAUGGAAUUUUCAUGGGCCUGAGGCUCAACUUUUUUGCUAAUCGCGCUCCAUUGAUAAUCUCUGCAAUCAAUACUGCCUAAUUCAAGAAAUAAAAAUAAAGGCGAAUUUUAACUCUUCUCCGACUUUUUCAUUAAAAAAAGUAGAAGUUUGAAAAAGUAAAAAAAAAUAUUUGAGGUAAUUGCGCUCCAUUGACAAUCUAUGAAAUCAUCAUGACUUUAAGAAAAAAAAGUUAAAAAAUGGUCAAAGUCUGGCAUUUUUGAAUGUUCUCAUGACGACUAAAAAAAUAAGACUCUGAAUAAGUAAAAAAUAUUCGAGGCUCUAAUUUUUCUCCUAAGUGCGCUCCAUUGACAAACAAUUUUUAAAAAAGUCCAAAUUCAACUUUUUGACUAUUAUCAUAAGGUCCAAACAAAAUUUUAAAAAAAUUUUGAGGCUCUCAUCUUUCUCCUAAGUGCGCUCCAUUGACAAUCUUUGAAAAAAAUAUACUGUAGCGGAAAAAGCUGUCCGAAAAUCGCUGCAAUGAUGAUUCUUAUAAUUUUCGUAUUUUUCAGACCCCCGAAGUCCAACUCGCCUCGCUGCCAGAAGCCGUCCAACGUCAAGAAGCCAUUCCCCUUGGAAAAAUGCCGCCCAUCGAAAUAACGCCCGAAUCUGACGCCGAACUGCAAAGAACGACGUCUUCUGGCCUUCCCGAUGACCUGCCACCUGACUCGGAACAUCUCCUGUCGGCACGGAACCCACUCGUCAAGUCGGUGUCCGUGGAGUCCCAGGAGACGGUCAUCAACGUUCCGGCGAGGAAGAAGAGAAAGUUGACGCCGGCGGAGAAGGAGAAGAAGCGCGAAGAGAGGGAGAAGCGACGGGCGGAUCGAGAAGCCAGAAGAGAGGCCCGCAGAAUGGCGAGAGGGCUUCGGUUCAUGAAGAACAGUGGGGAUCAGGUAGGGUUUGGGCUGGAAAAAAAAAAACAGGCAUUUUCCCACUACCAAAAUUCCUUGAACCUCUUAGUUGGGUCGAGGCGGGGAUCAAACUUGUGACCCUUUGGACCGUAGACAGGCACACAACCCGUUGCGCUACGGUGAGACCCGAGCUGAUUGAUUCUUCCUAUGCCUUCUGUACCGCUUGAGCGGCUUCGGCUCCCUAUAGUCCUGAUCAGUGAACUGUCAUAUCCGACCUUGUGGGACGGCUGGGGAUUUUUGAAGUCCUGGUUUCCCACUACCUUGGUUGGGUCGAGGCGGGGAUCGAACUUGUGACCCUGUGGACCGUAGACAGGCCCACAACCUGUUGCGCUACGGCGAGACCCAAGCUGAUUGAUUUUAGGUCCUCAUGAAAGCUUUUCUAUAAUCCUUUUUUUGACAGCCAUGGGAAACAGUCUGGAUUGGAAGCUGAAGGAAAUUUUUACUAGGGGCCCUUGAAAAUUGAAAUUAUUUCGAAACUUCAGAGAACGGCUCCUUCAUGAAGUCAUUUUUAAUGGAAAGCUCUCGAUUCGACUUUUCCGUAGCUUGAAUUUUCAGCAGUUUAUUCGAACCCUGAAUUUUAUGUAUCAUCAGAAUCUAGGAAGCGCGAUUUAAGCAUGCAAACACCUUCAUUUUUAAUCCUGGCAAUGGUUUUUUUUUUAAGCUAGUCAUUUUAGGUCGUUACUUCACCGUAUAAGAUAGGGAUCAUGGUACUUUUAACCGUAUAAAAUAAGGGUUUAUGGUACUUUUGACCGUAUAAGUUUGGGUAUAUGGUACUUCUAACCGCUAAAGUUAGAGAUUACGGUGCUUUUAACCGUAUAACAUGAGGAUUAUGGUACUUUCAACAGGACAAUAUAGGGAUUAUAAUACUUCUGACCGUAUUAGAUAAUGGUUAUGGUACUUUUAACAGUAUAAUAAAGAGAUUAUAAUACUUUCAACCGUAAAAGAUAGGCAUUACGGUACUUUCAACCGUAUAUGGUAGGAUUAUGGUACUUUUUACCGUAUAACAUGAGGAUUACGGUACUUCUAACACUUUAAGAUGAAGAUUAUGGUUUUUUUAACCGCUUAAAUUAAAGAUUAUGGUACUUUUAACCUUAUAUUAUAGGGGUAAAGGUACUUCUAACCACGGAAUUUAGAGAUUACGGUACUUUUAACCGUAUAACAUGAGGAUUAUGGUGCUUUCAACAGUACAAGAUAGGGAUUAUGGUACUUCUGACCGUUGAAGAUAGGGAUUACGGUAUUAUAUCGUAUUAGAUAAGGGUUACGGUACUUUUAGCCGUAUUAGAUUAGGGUUACGGUACUUUUAACCGUAUAACAUGAGGAUUAUGGUACUUUUAACAUUACAAGAUAGGGAUUAUGGUACUUCUGACCGUAUUAGAUAAGGGUUAUGGUACUUUCAACCGUAUAAGAAAUAUAUUAUGGUACUUUCAACCGUAUAAGAUAGGCAUUACGGUACUUUCAACCGUUUAUGGUAGGGAUUAUGGUACUUUUUACCGUAUAUGGUAGGGAUUAGGGUACUUUUUACCGUAUAACAUGAGGAUUACGGUACUUUCAACAGUACAAGAUAGGGAUUAUGGUACUUUACCGUAAUAGAAGCGUAACGGUACUUUUACCCGUAUAUGGUAGGGAUUAAGGUACUUUCAACCGUAUAAGGUAGAGAUUAUGGUGCUUUCAACUGUGUAAGAUGGAGACAAUAGUACUUUCAACCGUAUAUGGUAGGGAUUAUGGUACUUUUUGCCGUAUAAAAUGAAGAUUAUGGUAAUUUACCCCUUUGACCCAUCCUGUUUUCUCUAAAAUCAAAAAACCUCAGUAAAUCUUAUUUUACAGACAAACUUCGAAAUGGCCGAGGCUGGCUCGCAGUACGAGACUUCUACGUCAGAAACUGCCGUUCAAUACGAAGUAUUCACAGCGGAGGUCAUUUUUCCAGCUUCAAAGUGAAAUUUGAACUUCUGGCAUGUUUUAGACCAGCUCUCAGUAUGAUCGCAUCGAAACCCGUGGUAUGCGGUCACAAACCAAGCUCUCUGGGUAUCUUUGUCCCUUUUAAAACGGGAAAAUGUUGCUUUUCCAGGGCGAGCAAGGCUCAGCUGGGCGAUGCUCAGGAGAAGAGAAGAAGACGUCAUCUGCGGAGAAGGCCCACUGAAUCAGUGGAAACCGGCGAAAGUGGUCCUGAUACGGAUUUCGAACGGCAGGAAUCGAUCUCGGAGGAGGUGAGAGUAAAAUCAAGAAUCUCCCCCUAGUCUGAACAGCUGCCCCCAGCCAAAUUUUUGAGUGCGGGGGUUGGGGGUGAAAUCAAACAGUUCUCGUUGGUUGAGGCAAUUCCAUAUUCUAGUUCAAAGUAGGGGGGCUAUUUCAGAAUUCCUGCCAAUAUUUUAGAAUUGCCUCUCCCCCACGUUCCAGAAAUCCAGAAAAGGAUCGUCAUCUAGCCAGCUCUCAUCCCCCCCCGCCAAGCCAAAUUUUGACUGGUGAAAGGGGGAGGGCGAUCAAAGAACUUUUUGUGGGUUGGAGGAGGCUAUUCCUCAUUCUAGAACCGCCACGCACAUUGCAAAGUAGAAGGGGGGCGAUUUCGAAAAAGUCUGGCAAACUUCAAGAAUUUCCCCACAUUCUAGAAAAAGUCCCCCUCGUUCUAGAAUCUUCAAAAACAAUCUCAUCCUACAAUAUUUUCAUGAAAUGACGGCCAACUUUGAUUCGUUUUUUUCUUGGUCAUGGAACUCAGAAAAAAUUUUUUCACUGUCACUUUUUGAUGGAAAAAAACGUUUCAAUUUUACUGUCAAUCUGUAAGAGUUUCAGAAAAGUUUGAUCAGAAAAGUUGCUCCAAUGACGAUUUCCAGGUCAGCCUGAACUUGUCGGUGGUUUCAAAGGCUGUAGAUGAACAAGGGCGUCCAGUGAGACUUUCAAAAACGGCUGAGGAGCUGUCAGAACCUGAGGUCUUUAUUCAUCUGUAGAGAAAAAAUAUUCAAAAAAUUCAGAUCUCCGACGACGAGCUGGAGUCGUUCGCCGUGGAAUCUUCGGCACAGACCGACGUCAAAAAGUUCCAGGAUCAAUGGGUUUUUCGGAAAAUGAAGAUCAAGGAAACCUUCGAAUUUCAGCAAGAAGCGACACCGUCUACGUUGAACUUGCUGGCUGAUUGCCUCACUCAAACCUCUAUUAGGUAUUAGAAUCUGUAUUUUAUUCAAAAAUUGUGUUUUCAGUACGUUUCGGAAGCCAGAAGUUACUCAAAAAGAAGGAGUGGAUGUGGAAAAACCGACAGAAAAUCUGGAAAAAGCGGCCGAUGAAAAGAUAUCUUUCAUGAAGGAGAGCGGGGCCCAGACGAUAAAUACCUCGUUUUAUGAGGUUUUUUUUUGAAAUUCCGUCCUUGACCGCCGAGGUUAGAGAAAAAUGGAAACAGCAUGUCAAAAUGAGAGGGCGCAGAGAAGUCCCGCUCUUUGAAGUCGCAAAAAAGGGACUAUGAAAUUCUGAAAAAGAGGCUUAAAACGGUGAGAUUGGAAGAAGCCUUGGAAAAUAUACGAAUUUCUUAAGAAUUCCCUAUAGGGGGGAAAACAGCCUCUGUAGGGGUCGAAAAAGUGGUCCCUGUAGGGGUAAAAUCAAGGUGGUCCCUAUAAGAGUUUAGAGGGAAAAACAGCCUUUGUAGGGGUCGAAAAAGUGGCCCCUAGAGGGGUAAAAUCAAGGUGGUCCCUAUAGGACCCCCUUAGCAUCUUCAGCGGACCCUAUAGGGGUCUUACAAAUUUAUUAAAAACCGCUUAUUUAUUUACUUUUUUUCCCAUGGAAAUGCUUCAUAAGAAUUUCCGAACAACAUGUCUUUCAUAAAAAUUUUCGAUGAAGAAGUUCAAAAGUUCCUUUUUUCAUGUCAGUUUGAACAAAAAAUGGUCCUGACACGAAAAGAAAAGAAAUAGUGCCUAGCUGGUGGAGGGCACAGACAGGCCACGCCCCCUUAUUGCCCCAAGCUUUUAGAGUUCCAGAAAAAUAACCAAUUUAGGCCAAAAUCCCAUCACAAAGCACUGAGGACGAUCCCCAGGCGACUUCAAGCUCUGUAGAUGAAAACUUGCUAUUUUUGGUUGAUGGCACCACUCAGGUGAGCUAGAAUGAGCAAUGAUCACGAAUAGAGAGCUAUGAACAGACCAACGUGGAGUAUAAAACUACGAAGAUCGAAACGGAAGGCCUAGGAUCGACCAGCACGAAUGUUCAAGUCGGAUCUGGUAGGAGAAGUUCUGAAAAAUUCAGAUUGAUUAGAUUAAGCUGGCCGAGAGACAGACACGCAGACGGACACGCAAGAGCGCGUGAUGCGAGGGACGCAGACGGCGAAAGACGCCAAAGACAGCGAGAAUCAGACCGAGGAGAAGCGCGGCAAAGAAGUAGAUUUGAAAAUGAUCAACUACAACAAGAAUAGCUUGAAAAAAGGUCGAGAUCCAAACUACCGGCGUGAGGAAAUGGGAGAAGCCGAGCCAGACGGAAGAUCUGAAGGAGAUUUCCAUCCGAGAAGUGCAGACGGAAGACCUCAGGGACCAUCUCCUGGACGCUGUGAGCUUGACGUCGGUGUUGCUCAAGUUUCAAGCGAUUCCCAGGAAGUUCAAGCUCUGAGCGAGGUCGUGGAGGCUGGCGUCGACGCGACGUCGUCGUCGAGGUCUACUCAGAUUCAGUCGGAAGUCUCGAUGUUCGUCGUCGAUGAGAUGGUGGGCAGUAGCCUAAUCCGAAGAUGCUUUUCUUGAAGGAUCGCACCAGAAUGGAAGUCGUCCACGACGUCAGGUUCAACGUCGACAGCUCCACGCAGUAUGACGCCGCGGCGAUAGCCAGCUCCUGCACUCAGGUAAACAUUGGCCGCAUUUGGAAUGACUAGAAGCUGUGUUUUUUGCGUUGUUUGCUUUCUUGAAAAGCGGUUCAUAAGCAGCUUUGAAGUUCAAAGGCUCAAGAUUACAAGGCCGCGUUUGGAAUGGCUAGAAGCGUCGCGUUGCGUUUUUUGAAAGCAAUAUGUGUUUCGUGCCUUUUUGAAGUGGGAUUCACAAGCGGCUUCGAGAUUCAAGGGCUCAAAAUGACAUGGCCGCAUAUGGAAUGGCUAGAAGCGUCGCAAUCGCGUUGCGUUUUUCGAAGAUAAAGCUGCACCAAAAACUAUGCAGUUUUUCGCUUUUUCUGCUUUCUAGAAACAGGAUUCAUAAGCAGUUUUGAGGUUUGAGGGCUCAAAAGGACAUGGUCGCAUUUGGAAUGGCUAUAAGCGUCGCGGUCGCGUUGCGUUUUUUGAAGACACAGCUAUACCAAAAACUAUGCAUCUUUCGCCUUUUCUGCUUUCUGGGAUAGGGAUUUAUAAGUGGUUUCGAGAUUCGAGGGCUCAAAAUUACGUGGCAGCAUUUGGAAUGGUUAGGAGCGUCGCGGUCGCGUUGCGUUUUUUUUUCUGAAGAUUUCAACCUGUUUAAAGCCAAACCGAAUUUCACGUAGCUAGACCAAGAUAAUUUGGAGAUAAGGGGGUAAAUGAAGGAAUUCGAAAUAGUUUGGAAUGGCUAGGAGCGUCGCGGUCGCGUUGCGUCCAGCUCUGAAGAUUGCAGUCUUUUCGAACCGGUCAAAUUUCAGUCCGAACUGCUCGAAGUCGAGUCAGCCAUGGUUCAAGUCACGCCAAGCACCACCACAUCUCAUACGCAGUACACCAACGACGGAAACACGGUCGAGCAGCUCAGCCAGACUGAAAUUGUGUCGGUUCGCAGCAGGGCUAGCCAGGUUAGUCAUUCAUCAGCUUUUCAAACUUUCCCUCGUUUUUUAAUAGUCUCUAGUUAAUCUUCAUCCUUUUUUCAAGCCAUUGUUGACUUCACAGGGCGUCAGCGCGACCCAACCGACGUCGGACGCCGCCUCUAGUUCUGUCUCCGAAAUGAAGAGUUCGGAUGCGCAGGCCGAAGCUGAGCUAGCCCACAUGGCUGUCCAACAGGAGGAGAUCGAGUUCAUGGAGAGUGGCGUCGACCCCAUGCCCAACUUCCUUGUCAGCCAGGGAACUCAGAAUGAGCAAGUCGAGCUGGUGGACAGGUCCGGCAGUCCGAUCCUCAUCAAGUUCCACGAAGUCGGAGUCGGCAUCGAAGUCACGACAUCCGAUGCAGCCGUUCAGAAGGUGGUCCAGCUCAGGGAAAUGUCCGUUGGAGGGCAGGUCUUCAUCCAGACUUCUGACGCUGCGAUUCAAGAAAAAGCCAUUCUGAGAGACUUUGGCGUGACUGCGAAGGUCAAGCCGGACAGCUCUGAAGUCGCCGUUCAGGGAAAAGUAGACACUGCCAACGUGGCUACCCAAGAAAUGAUCGACCUUCGGGACAUCGGCGUCGCUGUGGAGAUCAAACCUCCCAUGUCAGAUGCGGCUGUUCAGGGUAGAAUCGAAACAUCUAACACGGCUGUCGACGCAGAAGUAGUCGUGCCGAGAUCCAGUACGGCUGUUCAAGGAAUUUCGGACCUCCGAGACAUCGGCGUGACUGCGGAAAUCAAGCCGCCCUCUUCUGAAGUUUCUAUUCAACAUAACGUUGAACUUCGGGAAAUGUCUGCCCAGAUCUUCAUUUUGACAUCGGACGCUGCUAUCCAAGAAAAGGCAGAUCUGAGGGAUUUCGGCGUGACUGCGGAAGUCAAGCCAGAAAGCUUUGAAGUGGCUAUCCAAGAAACAGCAGAAGUUAGAGAUAUGAGCGUCACUGCGGAGAUCAAGCUUCCUAAUUCUGAAGUAGCUAUUCAAGAACGAGCUGAUCAAAGGGACAUCAGCGUGACUGCGGAGAUGAAGCCGCUCAGCUCUGACGUAGCUAUCCAAGAAAAUGUCGACCUGAGAAGCAUUGGAACUUUGGCGGAAGUAAAGCCAUCUAGUUCCGAUUUCGCACUUCAGAAAGAAGUAGAAAGCACCAACAAGGCUGUCAACACGCAACAAGCCAAUCCAACGUCCAGCACGGCUGUUGACGCCGAUCAACCGUUACAAACGGUAAACUCAGCCGUUCAACCUAAUAUUGAGCUCAAUGAUAUGGCUUCGGAUGCCGAGGUCAUUUCCAUGAGAGAUUCUUCCGUUCAGUGGGAGAAGAACACCCAGGACAUCGGACUAUCCCCCGUUUUAUUCGUUACGGAAGCUGUCGAUGCGGCACUGUCUCCAAUACCCACAGAAACUGUCGAUUCCGCCGUCGACCCAGAAUAUCUCGGCGUCGAGGUCGCCGUUCAAGAAUCGAUUGAUUCCGUGACGACGGCGUCCGACGCGUUCAACGUGGACAGCGUCGAGAGCGCGACGCAAGCCGAGUGUCCUGAAAUGAGGGACACCGCGUCGGACGCCGUCGUUGUCGAGACAUCGGACUUCUCCUGCGGCGUCGCCUACAGUGUGACUCACACGGCCGUGCCGACGGAAGACGACGAGGAAGAUCGACGAGAGGAUGAUCUCGGCGUGCAACUGUGGAGCGACUUUGACUACAUCGGCGAGCUGGGUCUCAACGAGCCGGAUAUCGAGACGGCCGACUUUUCGGUUCAGAUCCGACCUCAAAUGGCUGAUUUUGAAACGCAGACGGUCAAGUUGAAGAAGACUUCAGAAGGGUUAGAGUUGGUCGAAACGGCUGAUUCUGAAGUGCAAGUGGAGCUGGAGAAUGAUGAAGAUCAGCAGGAUCUUCGGAAAAAGAAGGAACGUACUUUGGAUGUUCCAGUACAAAUUGACGUCAAGAUGCAAGCACAGCCGUCUACGACGGAGAGCACUUCUCAAACCGUUAAGAAGGAGAAAAAGAAGCCUGAAACAACUGACCAAGACGUUCAAGUCAAUACCACUUCAGCGGUGGAUCAAACCGACUCUUCGAUGCAAGCUGAGCCUUCAACUGCAGAAGGCGCCUCUCAAACCGUCAAGCUCAAAAAGAAGAAGAUCGAAGUGAUGAAGGCGGAUUGCGAUGUCCAAGCUGGUGCUGAACAAACCGAUCACAACGUGCAAGCCCGACCUGAAACCACCAAUAUGACGGUCCAAGCGGUACCCGAAGUAUGCGACGAGAGCGUCGGAUUCGAGCGGGAAGACCACGACGACUGGCUCCAGGUUAGCAGUGCUCCGCAUGAUUUCUGCACUGCACCUAAAGGCACUCUUCUGGCGGUAUGGCUUCACGGGGGCAUGGCUUCUUGGAUUGCAUAUGCACUUCUAGGAUUUGAGCUUUUGAUUUUAUAAUGAAUCACGCUUUUCUCGUUGGUAUGAGCUAAGGGAGCAUGUCUUCAGUGAUUAGAUUUUUGCUUUUUUGAGGAAAAUCACUUUAUUUUCUUUUUCACAGAACACAUCCAUAUUCGGCAUGCUUACUGCACAAAAAAAAAUCAAAAUCUCUUCAAAUUUCAACUUUUUCGGCUUUUCUAAGGUUUCUGAGCAAGAAUUUGAACUAUCUACACUAUUUUGCAUGGCUCAAACACUGAGAUUUUCAAAAAAUCUCCAAAAUUUCUGAAUAAAGCGCCUUUUUUCAAGCUGGAAUGUUCCAAAAUGAAAAUAAACAGUUGUAACGGAAUCCUCAAGCUUCUACAGACUUUGCGAAGUUUCCUAUAAGCUUCUUCAGCAUGGAUAUAUCUUCCAGAAAAUUUUGACCAUCUCAAGGUUUUUCAAAAGCACUGCUCAAUUUCAGCACGUUUCAAUAUCAAAAAAAGACAAGAAACUUGGAUUUUUCAGGUUUAUGUACAAGAGCUGGACCAUGAGCGCCGGUUACGCAUGCUCGACAUUGGAAUACAGGUUUUUGAGCUUGUCAAAACCAUGAAAAUCGCUUCAAAAUCAAUUUUCAGACUGGCGUUCUUGCUCGUGUACAACAUUUGUACACCAGAAGGCCAGAAGAUUCAGAUGAAGCGGUAUUUUUUUCCAUUUUACAGGAAAGAAAGUCGAUUUUUAGGGACCAACAUCGCCGGCCCCAGUCAUGCUGAGGAAGUCGUCAGAGUCUUCAGAAUUUUUGACGUCGUCGCGGUCGCAUAACAGGUCGGAAAAGGGGUCACUUAAGUGGAAAUUAUGGUAAAAAUGACGACUAGAAAGAUGCCACUUAAAGGAAGAACGCAAUCAAUAAAUUAAUUAGAAAGAGGUCACUCAAGUGGUGGAAAAGGGCAGUUUCUAGGAUGUUACUUUGUUAGAGAUAAGGGGUCACUUAAGGGAUGGAAAACUGCAGUUUCUGGAAUAUUACUUUGCUGGAUAUAAGGGGUCACUUAAGGGAAAAACUCUCGUGAUAAGUCAAUUGGAAAGAGGUAACUUAAGUGGUGGGAAAAGAGAAGACUCCAGAAUGAAACUUUGUUAGAGAUAAGAGGUCACUAUAGGGAAGAACUCCAUCGAUUAAAAAGAGGUCACUAAAUUGAUGGAAAAGAGGCCGUUUCGAGAUGAUUACUUUGUGAGAGAUAAGGGGUCACUAAAGUGAAAUUCUCUCUCGGUAAAUUAAAUGGUAAGGGGUCAUUCAAGUGGUGGAAAAGUGCAGUUUCUGAAAUAUUACUUUGCUGGAUAUAAGGGGUCACUUAAGGGAAAAACUCUCUUGAUAAGUCAAUUGGAAAGAGGUCACUCAAGUGGUGGAAAAAGGGCAGUCUCUAGGAUAUUACUUUGUUAGAGAUAAGAGGUCACUUAAGGGAGAAACUCCAUUGUUAAAUCAAUUGGAAAGAGGUCACUUAAGUGGUGGAAAAAGGGGCAGUUUCUUGGUUUUUUUUUUAGAGAUAAGCUGGGAAGAGGUCACUAGGGUGGAUUCAAUUUAUAUCUGUCAUAUAUUUUAGAGAUCACUUCAGUGACAAACUUUCUCUCUCGAAAGUUUGAAAUAUCAAUCAGAAAGAGGUCAUUUAAGGGAUGAGGGAUGAACAGUCUUCAUGCUAUAAUUGUUGUCAGAGAUCAUGAUCACUUAAGUGACUGAUUUUUAGAAGUACAAAGGUCUCUUAAGGGAUUAAUAUUAUACUUUGAAAAUGUCAAAAAAACAAUUUUCUCAUAAAAAAAUUCCGAUUUCUGCCUCUUUUUUUGAAAAAUAUCCAUUCAGAAGCGACGAAUCCCUGGCGCGAACCGGAUCGGUAAUGUCGAUGGCCGAGUCGGUCGAUGAGAGGGGCAGUCCGUUCGCCUCCAAGAACCCGUCGAGACAGUCGUCGUUGAAGAAAAAGAUAUCCAGAGAGGUUGAACGGAGCACGGAGCGUUCCCAGGCUGUUCGUUCUUUUUUUUUCGGAAAAUUGGAUCCCUGGAUCAAACCUGAGAUGCACAAUUCAGAGUUAGAAGUCGAAAAAGUCGGCUGGAAAAGCCAAAAAGAGCAUAUUUUCGAAUUUUUUGAGCUUCAAAAUGUUCAAAAUGAUUUUUUCUCAAGCAUCAGAAGUCAAUAGGGUUUUUCGAGCUUCUUCCUUUCGUUUCAGGAUUUAGGAACCUUGAUACCUUCCUGUAUUAGUUUCAACAAAAAUAAUCGAAACUGUAAGGUUUGAGAGAAGCUUCAAAGGUUUUUAAGAUCAGUCAGACUUCUUCAAGGCUUCAAAAAGCUUCUUGCCUUUCUUUACAAACAAAAAAUCGUCAAAUAGUAGCAAAAAUCGCAAUCCGCCUUCAGAUGACGGAUCUUCGUGCACGAUUCGAACGCGGCUCGGUCACACCAACGGAAUCUCGAGAAAACCUCCGCAAGACCCCCAAAGUUGAACGUCAGAACUCUUCGGAUUAA
Messenger RNA from Caenorhabditis auriculariae, 25052 nucleotides. NCBI's taxonomy places the organism in Eukaryota, Metazoa, Nematoda, Chromadorea, Rhabditida, Rhabditidae. The record is from the annotation of a GenBank genome assembly.